AUGGUAUUAAACUUGGGUAUCCAAUGUGAUUCCAACAGCUCCACGGGAUCUGCCAAUCAAGUGUUGCUCCCCACAAAGGAAGAGAUCAGCAGUGCCAUCAAGCAAUUGAAGAGCGGAAAAUCUGCAGGACCGGACAGCAUACCCGCAGGAUCGCUUAAUUAUGACGCGGAGACCAGUAUGGAGCUAUUACACCCGCUUUUUAGCAAGAUAUGGAAAGAAGAAAUUCCAACAGAGUUGAAAGAGGGUUACCACAUCAAGCUUCCAAAGAAAGUCGACCUCAUUUCCUGCUCUUACUACCGAGGAAUCACAUUGUUGUCCACCCCAAAAAAGGUGCUUAAUUACACUUGCUGA
Molecule: messenger RNA, 351 nt
Organism: Dreissena polymorpha
Lineage: Eukaryota; Metazoa; Mollusca; Bivalvia; Myida; Dreissenidae
Exons: 2
Coding region: 1-351 (116 amino acids)
Source: RefSeq, a predicted model, not a curated record